Molecule: messenger RNA, 3543 nt
Organism: Medioppia subpectinata
Lineage: Eukaryota; Metazoa; Arthropoda; Arachnida; Sarcoptiformes; Oppiidae
Source: the annotation of a GenBank genome assembly
AGGGGUGGGUUCGGCGAAGUGUAUCAAGUGAAGCAUAUUAUAGAGGGGAAAGUGUACGCAGUUAAAAUUGUCAAGUUACUUGACUCUUAUGAUGAUAGCAAACGACAGGAUAUACUGAAAGAAGUGCAACAUUUAGUUAAAUUAAAGCCGGAAUAUGUGGUUAAGUAUCGCAACUCAUGGAUUGAAGGAAAUCAUCUGUACAUUCAAAUGGAUUGUUAUCCACAAAAUCUACAGACAAUUAUCGAUAAUAAAUCCAUUGUCUUUAAGAGAGAACCGGAAGAGCCGAUGAAAGUCUACGAAUAUUUUACAUGUUGUGAAAUAUUUAGAGAACUCUUAAAAAGUGUACAGUAUUUACACGACUCGUGUCCACCGGUUAUCCAUCGGGACCUCAAACCGGAAAAUGUUUUGAUUGCACAAAAUAGUAAUAAUAAUCGGUUCAUAAGACUUAGUGAUUUUGGUUCCGCCACUUUCCACGACAUGACAAUGACAUCUAUGAGUCAUACUUGUAAUGUCGGUACAGCACAAUAUAUGGCACCAGAAGUAUAUAAGUCCCUGUUCCUCAACUGUAAAUUGAAUAAUGACUGCGUUUCCACUGAUGAUAGCUUAAGAAAUAAAUCACGUGAUCGAUUAAACAUACCUCUGGAUAUAAAUAGUAAUGCUGCUGUGAUGACAACAAUUAAUGACAAUUGUGGGGCCGAAUGGGUAGACAAUCAGUCGGUCAGAGAUGUGGCCAAACCUAUUGGUAAUAUUAAUCAAUUGAGUGCUUCGAUUGAGAAUAUGGCCCAAAAUGAGGGAACGGAAGGGAAAGUGAGUGUCGGAGAGGAGGGAAACACACAUCAGGAGAGACAGACACCGGAAACGAGACAUGAGAUGGCAAUAACUGAAAUGACAGACAAUGCUAUAGUAGUGGCAAACUAUGAAGCUAUCAAUUAUAACGUAGACAUGAAUAGUAUUAAAUUAUUUCACGUUUUCGAUGACAAAAAGGGCUAUAAUGUAUUGUUUGCAACAAACGAUGAUAUGGUUUACGGCAUGGGAUCUAAUUAUUACGGAUCACUCGGUUUGGGACACAAUAGGGCUGUCAAUACACCACAUAUUAUACCGGAAUUAUGUCAACAAAAUAUUCAACAAUUUAUUUGUGGCAAAGAUUUUGUUUUAUUCAUUAAUGACCAAAAUUGUAUACACGGUUGGGGCCGUAAUGAUAGGGCACAGUUAGCCCGACCACUCAGUGAAGAUUGUGGUUAUUAUCACUCACUUGUGGUCACCGGUGAUGACUGUGUCUACGGAUGGGGUAAUAAUAAUGAGGGAAAGAAGGGUUAUGCUACAUGGUACUUAGGAAUAAUAGCAACUCCAAUGAAAAUACAAUUCACAGAAAAAUGGGGGAGGGGUGGGUUCGGAGAGGUAUAUCACGUGAAGCAUAUGAUUGAAGGGGAAGAGUAUGCGGUUAAAAUUGUCAAGUUCCUUGACAUUUAUGGCGAUCACAAAAGACAGGAAAUAUUAAAAGAAGUGCAAAAUUUAGUUAAAUUGCGCUCAGAUUUUGUGGUCAAUUACCGCAACUCAUGGCGUGAAGACAAUCAUCUGUACAUUCAAAUGGAUUAUUAUCCACAAAAUCUACAGACAAUUAUCGAUAAUAAGCACAAAGUCUUUGAGAGACAAACGGGAAAACCGGUGAAAGUCUACGAAUAUUUUAUUUCUUGUGAAAUAUUUAGAGAACUGUUAGAAAGUGUUAAAUAUUUACACGACUCGUGUCCACCGGUUAUCCAUCGGGACCUCAAACCGUCAAAUGUAUUGAUUUCACAAAAUAAUAAUAAUAAUCGGUUUCUAAAACUUUGUGACUUCGGUUCCGCCACUUUCCACGACAUGACAAUGACAUCUAUGAGCCAUACUUCUAAUGUCGGUACUUCACAAUAUAUGGCACCAGAAGUAAAUCAGUCGAGAUAUAGCAUUACGGCUGACAUCUAUAGCCUGGGAAUGAUUGCAUUUCAUUUGUUUGAUUUGUUUAAUAUAUCAUCUGACUAUAAUCCUAUGGAAAUCUAUAAUCCAACCUUGUAUUCAAUCGGCCGACCAGUGGUCGGGUACUCGACGAUUACAACUACUGUCGAGAAUAUGGGCCGAAAUGAAGGAACGGAAGGGAAAGGAAGUGUCGGAGAGGAGGGAAACACACCUCAGGAGAGACACAAACGGGAAGAGAGAAACCAAAGCCAUGUUUCAAUUGGUGUUACUUCAGGACAUAAAUCACGUGAUAUUGAAAGCGAUAAAACGGAUCAAUUGUCGACACGAGUGAUGAGUGGUUCGGCCGCCGGUGGAGACAAACACACAGUUUCUAAAGGAAACGCCAGUAAAUUAAGGGCGAAAUUUGAAAGUAUGGCCCAAAAGGAGGAAAUAGUUGUUAAACGCAGAGCCGAUGAGGAGAGGGACAGACGUCUGGAGCGCGAGAAACACGAGAUGAAGGCCGAGGAAGAGAGACAACAAGUGGUGACUAAAGCGGCGGUUAAUCUCGAGUCCGACGCAGAGAAUCAAAGACCGGAUUUCGGGAAAACCGCGAAACCGAGUAAUAAUAGCGGUUUGCCGACAGGACUGACCGCUACGGCUCUGUAUAAUUACAAAGCGGUCGAUACCAAUCAGAUUAACAUUAAUUGUAUUCAAUUAUUUCACGUUUUCGAGGACGAGAAGGGAUUCAAUGUAUUGCUUGUGACAAAUGAUGAUAUGGUUUACGGCAUGGGAUCUAAUCAAUGGGGAACACUUGGUUGGGGCCGUAAUUAUAGGGCACAGUUAGCCCGAUCACCGACUGAUGAUUAUUUGAAACCAGUCGUCAUUUCAUUGCCUAAAAAUCCUGUUAUCCGUGAUAUUAGUUGUGGUGAUUAUCACUCACUUGUGGUCACCGGUGAUGACUGUGUCUACGGGUGGGGUAGUAAUUUAUUUGGACAGACGGGUUGUGAGAAACAGCACUCGACUGAAUGGGAAAGUUUUGGUUUCGAUUCUUUGCCCCUAUCUUUGCAUUAUAUCUAUGUUUCUAUAGGUUCUAACCAAAUGUCGAACUUCUUUAGCAAUAAUUUUGAGAAAUUGCAAACUAUAGGGAGGGGUGGGUUCGGUGAGGUAUAUCACGUGAGGCAUAAAAUAGAGCAAGAAAUAUAUGCGGUUAAAAUGGUCAAGUUUGAUGUAACUAAUGACAAUUGUAAGCGACAAAAAAUAUUGAAAGAGGUCCAGAAUUUAAAAACACUUCGCUCUGAAUUUAUGGUUAAUUACCACAACUCAUGGCUGGAAGACAAUCAUCUGUUCAUUCAAAUGGAUUAUUAUCCACAAAAUCUACAGUCGAUUAUCGAUAAUAAGCACAUUGUGUUUGGGAGACAACCGGAAGAGCCGAUGAAAGUCUACGAGUAUUUCAUUUCUUGCGAAAUAUUUAAAGAACUGUUAGAAUGUGUGCAGUAUUUGCACGACUCGUGUCCACCGGUUAUCCAUCGGGAUCUCAAACCGUCAAAUUUCACACAGUUCAUGUUCACACAAAUCAUUAUUUUUAAGGAUAUUUCGAAGGGAUAUUUAGGCAUC